AUGGCCAAGGCAUUGGCCGGCGCGGGCGCAACCAAGGUAUACAUCCUAGGCCGACGGAAAGAAGUCCUCGAUCAAGCCGCCUCGUCGCACCCCAGCAUGACGCCCAUAGUCUGCGACGUAGUCUCCAAGGACUCCCUCCAGGCCGCCGUCGACACCAUCGCCAAAGAAAGCGGACACGUCAACCUCGUGAUCGCGAACUCGGGCAUCGUGGGCCCCAUGGCGCGCUUCAACCCGGACCUGUCCGUCUCGGAGCUGCGCAGCACCAUGUUCGACGGCACGUCCAUGGACGAGUUCACCAACACGCAGCACGUCAACGUUACGGGCGCCUACUUCACGUUCCUGGCGUUCCUCGAGCUGCUCGACGCGGGCAACAAGAGGGCGCUGAAGGGCCAGGGCGGGUUCGGCGCGCCCGUCCCCGGCGGCAGCGACGACGUGCCCGCCGUCCAGAGCCAAGUCAUCUUCACGAGCAGCAUCUCGGCGUACAGCCGCGCGUGGAUCUCGUCCUCCGCGUACGCCAGCAGCAAGGCGGCCAUUGCACACCUGACCAAGCACGCAGCUACGAACAUGGCGCGCCACGGCAUCCGGGUGAACGCGUUUGCGCCCGGGCUGUUCCCGUCCGAGCUGGCUGCGGGGUUGAUAGCCAGUCGGGAUCCUUCGAAGGAGGGCGCGGAUGAGCUAAGAUUCAUUCCUGCUCGUAGAUUCGGUGGCGAUGAGGAGAUGGCGGGAACGACGCUGUAUCUCGCCAGCAGGGCGGGCGCGUACUGUAACGGGCUCAUUCUAGUCAUGGAUGGGGGCAAGCUAGCGAGCAUGCCAUCUGAGUAUUGA
Anthostomella pinea is the source of this 825-nucleotide messenger RNA. Lineage: Eukaryota; Fungi; Ascomycota; Sordariomycetes; Xylariales; Xylariaceae. The record is from the annotation of a GenBank genome assembly.